AUGGCGACUGGUCCUAAAUUCAAUAUUGGUAAAGGUUACAUUAAAUCCAAGUUUGCCGUUGUUGAUCUUAACAUCGUCGAAUUGAACUACGUUUCCAAAGGUGCUAUUGCUUACAAUGGACCAGUACCUCAAUCGAAUUCACAUGCUCAAUGUCAAGUAUGUAAGUUGGCACCAGUAGAUCCAGGAACUAAACCAACGCAAGUUCUCACCACCGUCACUCAUACUUCCAACGGUAUUGUUUCGGAACAAACAAGAGUUCUCAACAUUCAGAUUGAUGAUGACGGUAUGUUUGAGUACGAGACGCUUGCUUAUACCCCUGCUGAAUCGAGUGCCACUUCUACAUCAGUGACCACUUUAUCAAGCUCUGUUCCUGCAAGAUGGGCCAACACAACGUCAUCUCAAUCUUCUACAUUGUUUUCCUCGUCUUAUAACACAAUUGAGUCGGUUGCUGAAACAGAAACUCUAUCCAGUUAUUACUCAGUUGAAACUGAAGCUAAUUCAAGUUCAGAGGCUCAAGCUUUGACUACAGAUUAUGCUAGCUCAUCAAUCAUGUCAGUCGACAGUUCCUCAAAAAAUUUAGCUGGCAGCUUGUCGCAAUUCUCCUCACAAAUCUCAUCAAUCAUUUUUGAAGCUUCUACAGUUAACAAUUCUGAUAUUUCUGGUGCAUACACUGAACAGCCGAUCAUUACUACCGACUACCCAUCAUCAGGAGCUCGUUUUGUUUCAAUGGAUCCCAACUCCUUCACUUCAAUUGCUUCAUCUUCAACUUCUGAUUUGUUGAAUCUGAUGGCUUCAUCAGGUGGUGAACAAGAAAGCUCCAUGGCAUCAUCUACAAUUGGUUCAAUACAGUCAAUAAAUUUGGAAGAAUCUUUGUCUUACAGCAUCUCAGUCACUGGUGUCAAUUCUGCUACUACAUCUAACGCCACUUUUGUCGAGUCAUUUGCUGAAACGAGUGCUUUAUCUUCUGCUAACAUCAGCUCAGUAUCUUCUGCCAUAGAUAUUGGCAGUUAUGAACAAUCUACAUCAUCAUUGAUUGCAAAUUUCCGUUAUAUGAGCUCUUCUGACAUGCUUACUCAACCAGCUGCGACUUUAAUGGAGACUGAAUCGUACCACAUUGUUUGA
Molecule: messenger RNA, 1122 nt
Organism: Lodderomyces theae
Lineage: Eukaryota; Fungi; Ascomycota; Pichiomycetes; Serinales; Debaryomycetaceae
Exons: 3
Coding region: 1-1122 (373 amino acids)
Source: RefSeq, a predicted model, not a curated record